AUGGUGGCUCUGAAAGACCUGCUUCCUCCUGCAAAGUGCUCGACUGCAACGUUUUAUGACUACUCGAAUGACCCUUGGUUCAAGCAACGCUUCAAUACCAGGGAGGCCGAGCGUUCGGCUGCUGCUAAGGUCAAUCCUUGCAUCUCAAAUUGGAAAAAUCCAAAAGGGUAUACCAUCCCACUUGAUAAGUGUCUGGCAGCGGAUGGAAGAGGUCUACAUGAGGUUCAAGUCAAUGACAAAUUUGCCCAGGUUUCGGAGUCAUUGAAUGUUGCAGAACAGAAGGCUAGAGAAGCUGUUGCAAUGAGAGCAAAGGUCCAGAAAGAAAUGUGGCAGAAAGACAAGGAAAGGAAGGAGCAAAAGCUGCGUGCAUUGGCUCAGAAAGCUCGUUCUGAGACGACUGGUGGUGCAGCUCCUGCUGCUGUUCCCGUCCCUGCUGACAAGGGCAUGAUGGACAGUGAAAUGAGGGGUGAUGGUGAACGGGUGAAGGAGAGAGAUAGGGAGCCCCCAAGGGAGACGAAGGAGGAGAGAGAGGAGCGGUUGCUACGAGAAAAGAUACGUGAAGAACAUCGUCGGGAGAGGGAGCGUGAAAGACGGUUGGAAGCAAAAGAUGCUGCAAUGGGGAAGAAGAGUAAGAUUACUAGAGAUAGAGAUCGUGAUAUCAGUGAGAAGGUUGCACUUGGUAUGGCUAGUACUGGAGCUGCACGUGGUGAGUUGAUGUAUGACCAGAGGCUCUUCAACCAGGAGAAAGGAAUGGACUCUGGAUUUGCUACGGAUGAUCAAUACAACUUAUAUGAUAAAGGCCUCUUUACUGCUCAAUCUACACUCUCCAGCUUGUACAAACCCAAGAAGGAUGCAGACGCUGAUAUGUAUGGAGGUGCAGACGAGCAGCUGGAGAAGAUUAUGAAGACAGACCGUUUCAAGGCUGAUAAAGGAUUUACUGGUGCCCUUGAGAUGGCAGGUCCAAGAACUGGGCCAGUUGAUUUUGAGAAGGCUGCUGAGGAGUUCUUAAUGGAGGUGAAGAAGGGUAAGAAGGCAAUGGAAAAAGUUGGUAGUGGAGGGACCAUGAGUGCAAGUGCUGGAUCUUCGAUGCGUGAUGGCCAUGAUAAAGGGUCUGGCAGAACUCGAAUUGGGUUCGAAUGGGGACACUAGAAAUGCCAAUGUUUUAGUUUAUUCUAGCAUUUGUAAUGUAUAAAUGAGUUCCUGGAA
Molecule: messenger RNA, 1206 nt
Organism: Telopea speciosissima
Lineage: Eukaryota; Viridiplantae; Streptophyta; Magnoliopsida; Proteales; Proteaceae
Product: SNW/SKI-interacting protein A-like
Exons: 1
Coding region: 1-1149 (382 amino acids)
Biological process (GO): mRNA splicing, via spliceosome
Cellular component (GO): spliceosomal complex
Source: RefSeq, a predicted model, not a curated record